GUAAAGCUCUUAAACACUUGUACCACCGACUCACUAACUAAAAAAACCCCAGUUUGAUAGUAACUCUCACAGCCCACAAAAUAAAAAACUUUCCUUUAGUUGUUGAGUUUCAAAGCUGAGAGACACUUGCUACUUGCUAGUUACACCGUUACAAAACAAGUACAGAGAAAGAAGGUGGAUAUCACAUACCCCUUUUUUCCUUUUCACUUGCUUUGUUAUAACCAGAUCUCUUUAACCUUUUUCUAAGUUCUUGAAGUUGUUCUUUCAGGUACUUAGAUAUGAAGUGAUGGGUAACUGUUGAUUUGGAUAAAGUUGAGACCUUUAAGGUUCUUUCUUGUAAUGGAAACUCAGAAUAUCUCUGAAACCCUAGUGGAGGGUUCUGUAGAUUACAAGCCAGUUCAAAGUCAAAACCAAGAUGGUAAAACCCUAGAAGAGUUUUCUGCUCUUUCUAGCUUAAGUGAGAGUUAUGCUGGUUCUGAGUUGGUCAUAGAGGUUCCAUUAAGUGAAUGUUAUGGUGGUGAAAGUGCUAAUGUGGACAAGAAUAUAGCAAAUGGGGAUGAUAACGUUGAGUUGGUGGGAGUCGAGUUUGAGCAGAAGUUGGUAGAUGGAUAUGAUGAAGUUGAUCCGGAGGGAGUCCUGAGGGAGGAGAAGUUAGCAAAUGUGGAUGACAAUAAUGAUUUAGAGGGUGUUGAGAAGUUAGCAAAUGUGGACGAUAAUAAUGAUGCAGAGGGCGUUGAGAAGUUAGCAAAUGUGGAUGGUAAUAAUGAUUUAGAAGGUGUUGAGAAGUUACCAAAUGUGGAUGGUAAUAAUGCUUUAGAGGGUGUUGAGAAGUUAGCAAAUGUGGAUGGGAAUAAUGAUUUAGAGGGUGUUGAGAAGUUAGCAGAUGUGGAUGGCAAUAAUGAUUUAGAAGGUGUUGAGAAGUUAGCAAAUGUGGAUGGGAAUAAUGAUUUAGAGGGUGUUGAGAAGUUAGCAGAUGUGGAUGGCGAUAAUGAUUUAGAGGGUGUUGAGAAGUUUGCAAGUGUGGAUGACAAUAAUGAUUUAGAGGGUGUUAAUACUGAGCAGAAGCUACUAGUGAAUGGGCAGGGGACAGUGGAGAGUGAGAAUAAGCUUGCAAAUUUGCACGAUUAUAACGAUCUUGCGGGAGUUGAGGAUGAAAACAAGUUUGGAGAUGUGGAUGAUACUAUUGACUUAGAGGCACUUGGCCUGGAGAAUCUGAUGGAAGGAGGGACUUUGAAACAUGAAACUGAAGAGUUAGGGGCAAUAAUUCCAGAAACUAACAAAAUAAAUGAUGAUGGUGAUGUACAAGUUGCGGCAUUGGAUGCUGAACUUAAUGAGUCUCAGGAUAAUGGGGUUGAGAAAGUUGGUAUGGUUGAUGCUGUGGAAACGAUUGACACGUCAAAUGUGCACUCAAAUGAUUCUCAGGGAAAGAUAGGAGUUUCUGGAAAUGGUAUUUCUCUGACAGUGGAUAUAUUUAAUGAGUCCCAGGAUAACGAGGUUAAGAAAGUUGGUAUGAUUGAUGCUGUGGAAACGAUUGACACGUCAAAUGUGCACGCAAAUGGUUCUCCGAGAAAGAUAGAUGUUUCUGGAGAUGGUAUUUCUCUGACAGUGGAUGUAUUUGGUCCAUUGGAUGGAAUGUACCCAGUCCAUAAUUCAAGCUAUAAAGAUGGGCAAAUGUUGGGCGUUAGUGGUUCAGAUUACAUGCUUUCUGUGAAAAAUGAAGCGGAAGGAGAUGUCAGUGAUAAUCAAGAACACAAUUUUGCUGUGGGUGACUUAGUAUGGGUAAAAAUCAAGACUGACUUGUGGUGGCCGGGAAUGAUUUGUGAUCCGCAUGCAUCGAAAGAUGCUGGAAAGUGUGAUAAAAGGAACGGUUUCUUUGUUAAGCAUUUUGGUAACUCUAAUUCUGUUUGGUGCCAGGCGUUCCAGUUAAAGCCCUUUAUAGAGUAUUUUGGACUGAUGUCAUGCCAGAAUAAGUCUAAAAGCUUUUAUGGUGCAAUAGAGAAGGCUUUGGGCGAGUUUGGUAGGCGUGUAAAACAGAAGAUGACCUGUUCUUGUUUUUCCAAAGAAAACCAAGUAGCUGCUCAAAAUUUCCCAUCAAAGGAAGACGGGAGUGGGGGUAGUGUUUUUUCGGCAUCUCAAUUUGAGCCUUCAAACUUUCUCGAAUUCAUUAGAUUACGUGCUUUGGAUCUUCGUAGCCCAGGUAGUAUUGAGUUUACAGUUGCUGAGAAUUGCCUAUUGGCCUUUUACAGUUCAAUAGGCCAUAAGCAAUUGCCUUUGUAUAAACUCAGGCCAACAAAUAAUGUCAAAGAUAAUGCUACCAAUGAAGAUCUGGACAAGCUUUCUUCUGAUGAUUGUAAAAUGGCUGAGAUGGGGCUGUCUGACUCAUGGGAAUCUCCUAGAGGAAUGAGAAGCAUGAUAUCCUGUUCACAGAUUGCGAAUGGAAGUGCCGGCGGAAAUUCUGAAAAAGGUUUUGAGUCGAGAGAGCGGAAGAAGAGCAAGUACCUGUCAUAUCCUUAUGUAAACAGUUGGGGCCGUAAGAAUUCACUUGGCCAGGGAGAAGAUGAAACUGAAGAUCCCGAGGAAGCUUCUCUUGGAGGAGUAAAGAGCUCUUCCAGUCCAUCUAUGGUAUCCACUCCAAUUGGUAACGGCAGCAACAAGAACUCGCUAAGGAAAUCGAGGAAAUCUGUUGUUGACAAUGGCGUUUGUAAUAAUACAGAUUUUACUGCUGCCUCUUCAGCAGAAAUGCUCCAAGAACUCCAUCUGACAGCUCUUGAUUGCUUCUUUCCUAGUCAAAGCACGUGUUCCAUUCCAAUCCAGGAUUUUUACCUAAGUUUUAGAACAUUCAGAGAUCCUGAAGUUCAGAUGGAUGAAUAUAAGGAAGCUACUUUAGGGUGUGAAGAAACUUUCGAGUCUGAUAAUAUUUUGGCCUAUGGAGUUAAUGAUCUGCAAGUAGAAGGGCCUCCUCCAAAUGUUCUUCCCAAGAAGAGAGGUAGAAAGAAAAGUGAAGACAGAAAUGCAACUGGUCCCAAUAUGAAUGGCUCUGCCCUUAUUGAUUCUGUAGAGACCGGACCUGAUGCACUCAAAAAAGGAACAGGUCGCCGAAAGAAAAAGAAGGCAGCAACUGCAGCUGAUGUUCAUAAUGAAAUUGGGGUAUUGGGUGGACUACCAGACUUGAAUGGAAAUAACACGGGCUUGUCAGUUGAAAAUAUGCAGGUUAUAGGUCCUGCCCCUACUCAAGGUAAACUUGAACCUAAGAGGAGGAGGAGGAAGAAGGACGAGUUGGUUUCUGGGAAUCUGCCAGAUGUCAGCAAAAGCAACACUGGCUCAUUUCCCUUGGAAGGUAGUCCGCAACCAGUUAACAUGUUGGGGGUACAGGGGGCCACUUCCCUCCUGAAUGCUGAACUUUUAUCUGGACAACCAAAUGUCAAUGUAAGUCAUGCUGCAUGCAGCUCAUUACCCAAUAAUUCACAGAUCACGGGUCUGGUUUCGUCUGCGAAAGCUGAAGGCAAGAAAAGGAAAAGGAAGGAGAAAACAUCAAAUAUUCAGAAUAAUUCUUCAGCUCUACCAGAUUUGAAUGGACAGAUCGCGGAUCCGACCUUGAAGGGAAAGGAGUUCACAGGAUUGAGUUCAAUCACAGUUCAAGAUAAACCCAAGCGUAAAAGGAGGAGAACUACUAAAUCCGCUGCUAUUGGGAUACCGAAUCCCAAUGGAGAUCAUAACACUCUUCUGCUAAACUUUGCAUUGGGUUCCUCAGUGCCUUCUAAAGAAUAUAUCACUGCUUGCUUUUCCAGUUAUGGUCCAUUAGAGGAAUCAAAAACUCAGUACCUAAAUGAUUCCACUGCCCAGGUCGUCUUUGUAAAGGAUAGUGAUGCUAUAGAAGCCUUGCGGAAUUUGCAAAGCAGAAACCCGUUUGGACCUGCCCUUAUCAGUUAUCGCCUCCGUCAUGUUUCAACUUCUAAUACCAUGCAGGCGUCACAUUCUUUUCCGCCUGCAGUUGCACUUUCUGGAGCAGUACCUUCAAAUGGUGAGGGACCUGAUCUUGUUGUCAUAAAACAGAAUCUGGAGGCAAUGACAACUAUGCUUGAGAAGGCUGGUGAUAAUAUUUCCCCUGAGAUGAGAGCCAAGUUGGAAAGCGAGGUGAAAGGCUUCUUGAAAAAGGUAAGCUCCAUGGUUGGUUCUUCAUCGUAGCUGAGAUAAUAAAUGUUGUAGUUUCUUAGUUGGACAUUUUAGCUGUGUAUCUAAUUAAUUAGGAUAUUUAUGUGAGGCUAGUGACUCUUGUUGAGAACCCCCUGUUUUUUCUCGUCUCCUCUGUUUAUUUUCAGUAGAACUGCUAGACCUCUUUCUCUUUACUCUGUUGUAAUAUGGGGUUAUGUGUACUUCUAACUUUCAGUCUUGUACUUUUUAGUAACCGAAAUGGAGCAUGGCACCGUUCUAUA
This is a messenger RNA of Lycium barbarum (goji berry), 4433 nucleotides long. RefSeq lists its product as uncharacterized. The coding region runs from base 340 to 4185 and encodes 1281 amino acids. Lineage: Eukaryota; Viridiplantae; Streptophyta; Magnoliopsida; Solanales; Solanaceae. The transcript has 2 exons. The record is from RefSeq and is a predicted model, not a curated record.